Thyridium curvatum is the source of this 1491-nucleotide messenger RNA. RefSeq lists its product as uncharacterized. The transcript has a single exon. The record is from RefSeq and is a predicted model, not a curated record. Gene Ontology annotation, biological process: lactate metabolic process. Gene Ontology annotation, molecular function: L-lactate dehydrogenase (cytochrome) activity; heme binding. The coding region runs from base 1 to 1491 and encodes 496 amino acids. NCBI's taxonomy places the organism in Eukaryota, Fungi, Ascomycota, Sordariomycetes, Thyridiales, Thyridiaceae.
AUGGCGCCCAUGUUGACGGGCACCGAGGUGGCCAAGCACGACAGCAAGGACUCGUGCUGGGUCAUCGUGCACGGCAAGGCCUACGACGUGACCGAGUUCAUGCCCGAGCACCCGGGCGGCAUGAAGAUCAUCCUCAAGUACGCGGGCCGGGACGCCACUGACGAGUUCGACCCCAUCCACCCGCCCGACACGCUCGACAAGUACCUCGACAAGUCCAAGCACCUGGGCCCCGUCGACAUGUCGACGGUCGCGCAGGAGAGCAAGGAGGCGGCGUCGCCCGAGGAGAGCGAGCGGCAGGAGCGCAUCAGGAACAUGCCGCUGCUGUCGCAGUGCUACAACCUCAUGGACUUCGAGGCCGUGGCGCGGCGCGUCAUGAAGAAGACGGCGUGGGGGUACUACUCGAGCGCGGCCGACGACGAGAUCACGAUGCGCGAGAACAAGGCGGCCUUCCAGCGCGUCUGGUUCCGGCCGCGCAUCCUCGUCGACGUGGAGAAGGUCGACUUCUCGACCACGAUGCUGGGCGCCCGGUGCGACAUCCCCUUCUACGUGACGGCCACGGCGCUCGGCAAGCUGGGCCACGCCGAGGGCGAGGUGGUGCUGACGCGCGCGGCGCGCCGGCACGGCGUGGUCCAGAUGAUCCCGACGCUCGCGUCGUGCUCGUUCGACGAGAUCGUCGACGCGGCCGAGGCGCCGCAGGUGCAGUGGCUGCAGCUGUACGUCAACAAGGACCGCAGGAUCACGCAGCGCAUCGUCGAGCACGCCGAGCGGCGCGGCUGCCGGGGCCUGUUCAUCACCGUCGACGCGCCGCAGCUGGGCCGCCGCGAGAAGGACAUGCGCUCCAAGUUCGACGAGCAGGGCAGCAGCGUGCAGAGCGGCGACGCGACGGACAACUCGCAGGGCGCGGCGCGGGCCAUCUCGAGUUUUAUUGAUCCGGGCCUCAGCUGGAAGGACAUCCCCUGGUUCCAGAGCAUCACCAAGAUGCCCAUCAUCCUCAAGGGCGUGCAGCGCGUCGAGGACGUGGUCAAGGCGAUCGAGAUGGGCGUCCAGGGCGUCGUGCUGUCCAACCACGGCGGGCGGCAGCUCGACUUUGCGCGCUCGGCGAUCGAGGUGCUGGCCGAGACGAUGCCCGUGCUGCGCGAGCUCGGCCUCGAGAACAGGGUCGAGAUCUUUAUCGACGGCGGCGUGCGCCGGGCGACCGACAUCAUCAAGGCGCUGUGCCUGGGCGCCAAGGGCGUGGGCAUCGGCCGGCCCUUCCUCUACGCCAUGUCGGCGUACGGGCAGGCGGGCGUCGAGAAGGCGAUGCAGCUGCUCAAGGACGAGAUGGAGAUGAACAUGCGGCUGAUCGGCGCGCAGACGGUCGCCGACCUCAACCCGUCGCUCGUCGACGUCAAGAGCCUGCUGAGCCACGGCAACGGCGUGCCGGCCGACAACCUGGCGCGCUCCGUGUACGACCCGCUGGCGAACCCGCCGCAGCGGCAGUCCAAGCUGUGA